AUGGAAGUGAUCUAUAAUAGCUCUGCCAUAACAAACUUCCUUUCCCUUUACAGCCGUAAAGACUGGCCCAAUUGUAUUUUAGCAGUGCUUCUUUUAGGACUUUCUAAAUUAAACGGAAAACAAUACACAGUAGAAGAGUUGUGAGAUCUUGUAGAAAAUGGAGAAUCGUUAAAUAGUGAACUUCAAGGGAGCCAAUACUCAAAUAAAGAAGAAAUUAUUACUGUGAUGCCAAAAACACUUAAUCCUGAUCGCAGAUAUGUAUCAGCCCCUAAACGAGAAUUUUCUUCACAAUCAACAAUCACAAAUAAGCCUCCCCUCAACCAAAAAACUCCGAAAUCAAGCAUCCGAGGAUCUUUGAAAUCAGAAGAAACCCCUCGAUUUAAAGUGAGAGAUGACAAACUAAAGCAAAGCAACCGCAGCGAUGGCUCCCCAAAUUUAAAGAACUCAAGGCUCCGCACAUCUCCAAAUGUGUCUCCAUCAAGAAAAGAAAAUGCAGAAACGCGAAAAAGAUUUUCACCUAGAAUCAAUACAUAUUCACAUUCAAUGUAUAAUAAUCAAAAUAACUCAGCAGAGACAGUAAAACAAAGGACAAUCCCUAAGUACUUGAAAGGAGUGGAUUCUAAAAUAAGAGAUGAUAUUCUUAAUCUUUUUUAUUUAAAAAAUAGUCCAUUGUGACUUUUUGGGCAUAGGGAGUAUAAUUUUUUUAAAAAUGAUAUUUAUUAUUUUGAUAUAGAGAUUUAUAUAAACAUAAAAUGGAGAUGAUGCCCAAUUUUUCUUCUCAUGUAACAGCUACCCAUGCAUACCUGGAAAUGUUUUUUGGAGCAGGACUUGGCUCAGCAGUAUCUGGUAUUCUGCAGAGAAGGACUUAAACAUAAAUCCGCUGACUUGUGGUCUGAUCUAAUAGUUACUUGCGACGUCUUCUUGCCAGUAGCACCCGAUCCAGGGGAUACAUGAAAUGGAGCAAGGUGAACUACUUGCUCAAGCUGCUUUAGUCUACCCGAAUCUAGGAACCGUUGGAAUUUUUCUAGGACGAACUGAAAAAAGGAGAAGGCAGGCUAGACAACAAAACGAUCUCUUCGGUUCAAGGACCUCCAAGGAGGGAGGCGAUACCGACCUGGAGUGAAGGGAAGGGUGGAGCAAGUAGGCGGUCGAAGGGACCAAGCUGGAAUCGUAUUGCCUUGGGAGGUUUAGAUCCACAGGACAAUAAAACUAUUAAAAAUCAGGUGUUGUUGGGAUUUGAGCAACUAGAGGUGGAAGCCACCGAAUUUUCAAUUGUACCGGGCAGAAUGCCACCUGUGUGAAGUACGUACCUUAAUACCCAUCAUAAUCUAAUCUAGAGAUUUAGAGAUAUUGCCAGCUAUAAAAACAUGAUAGAUAUAAGCAAAAUAGAAGACCAAAAAAUCCCAGUUUGAGAUGAAGAGCCAACUGAAGAAAAACCACUAAACAAAAAUCUAAACUCAGUAUUCCAAGAAGUCUCCAAAACAAAUUUCGGUGUCCAAACUGAGCUGCCUUGAAAAGAGCAAGAAUCUCAAACCACUAUUGAUUUUUCAGACACACAAGCCCAUCAACAUAUGGAAUCAGCUUCAGUUUUACUUGAAGAAUCACGAAACAACUCUAUGUAUGGUCAGCAGAUGGGAAUCUCUUUAAAUGCAUCUCUUGAAGGGACAUUUAAAAAAUCAGGGGCGUCUAUAAAAGAUUCUUUAUAUGAAAUCCCAUUUGAUAAAGACUUUGAAACUCCAAGGCUGCCUAUGGAAGCAUUAAGAGGAAAACAGCAAACAAGGGAUGAAGAAAUCAGGGAAUCACGUGUGAAAUUCCAGUCUAGACAAAGUACUGAAGAAGAUACUAGCGAACUUAUACAAAUUGCGAAUAAUUUUCUGGAGAAUCCACUAAUGAUUCAGCUGAGAAAUAAAGAAAUAGAUUCAUUUGAAUCUUCAAUGGACAGCUUGCCUAACUAUACAAAAAGCCAGCCAGUCCCACCGUUAGAUUUAUUGAAUUCUUCAGAGGUCAAUAUUGAUCCGCCUUUUAAUCUUCGAUGGGAAAAAGCAAUAAAAAGCAUUGUUAGCAAGAAUUUGUAA
Messenger RNA from Blepharisma stoltei, 2075 nucleotides. The record is from the annotation of a GenBank genome assembly. Lineage: Eukaryota; Ciliophora; Heterotrichea; Heterotrichida; Blepharismidae.